Fusarium oxysporum Fo47 is the source of this 2839-nucleotide messenger RNA. RefSeq lists its product as uncharacterized. Lineage: Eukaryota; Fungi; Ascomycota; Sordariomycetes; Hypocreales; Nectriaceae. The transcript has 7 exons. The record is from RefSeq and is a predicted model, not a curated record. Bases 290 to 2839 code for a protein of 849 amino acids.
AAAGCAAAGGUCAAAGCGCAGAUGCGACUCAUCCAGAGGCUUGGCUAGAAAACCUCGUUUCGCCACUCCACUCCAGACCGUUCCUGGAGUCUAGUCCUGCGACACUAAUAUCUCCAACUCUACGCUUAGCGUCCAGGUACCUCCACCUGCCAGGAGUACUCAAAACGUGGUUCUGGUAGUGUCUGCAUGUAUAAACCCCCUGGAUCCCCGGAUUCAGUCCCUCUUCCCUCUCUUUCCCCGGCCGAUCCUUCAUUCCUCUUUGCUUUUUUGUAUCACUCCUUUAUACAACAUGUCGGCGACUACGAGUGACAUCAAGAUCGCUUCCAUUGCCAUGGGGUUCACCCUUGGCUUUGGCUUGCUUACUGUUUGGGAGGCUUGGAAGCAGACUCGACGGAAUCGAAACCCGCUGCGAAGUACCUAUAUUUACAUGCUUUGGGGAGAAAUUCUAGCAAAUAUUAUCAUCGCUAUCAUCGGAUGGAUCUUCUUGGAUGGAAUCAUCGGGCCGACUGUACCGGUGUUGUUCUUUAUUCUUUUCUUCUGGGUCUUUGAAGUCCAGCUUCUUAUGCAAAUUAUCGUCAAUCGAAUCUCUAUCAUCGCCGAACAUCGAUCUACUAUCUUUAAGCUGAAAUGGGGAACCGCCCUUACCAUCACUCUUAUCAACAUUGCCGUCUUUGCUAUCUGGAUUCCUGCUCAUACCGUUCCUCCUGCCAGUCAAACUUUUGUGCGCAUCAAUGAAGUUUGGGAUCGUGUCUCCAAGGUUCUCAUCCUUCUCGUCGAUGCUGGCCUCAAUUGGUACUUCCUUCGAACCGUCAAGAAGCGACUCGUUGAGCAACAUCGCCUCAAGAAGUAUGAGCCUCUUGUUGGCUUCAACGCUAAGCUCAUGAUCAUUUCGAUCCUCAUGGACGGCAUGCUCAUCGGUCUCAUGUCACUUCCCAACCAGGUCGUCUACAUCCAAUUCCACCCUGUCGCAUACAUGGUCAAGCUCAACAUCGAAAUGUCCAUGGCCAAGCUUAUUACCCGCCUUGCUAAGGGUGAGAACGCCGACGACUACUACCCCUCCAUGUCGCACUCCGGCCACCACCAAAGCAACAACCAGCGCACAAACGAUGCCCCAUGGACUCAGGGUAACAAUGUCCAGUUGACACACCGAUCAAAGGUUGUCGCUGGUGAUUCCGAUGAGGAUUUGUCUGGUACUGUGGGUCGACAUAAUGGUGGACCUGGCAUUCAUCGCCGAACAGAGUUUGAGGUCACUGUCGAGACGAAGCCUCAGAAGAAUCCCUUUAGAGAGGGGACAGAGUCGUUGGAUGAGCUGCCUUUGACUUCAAAUACCGGACAUCCUAAGCAGGCUAUUGUUGAGGAGUCGCCGUAUUGUGAAGCCACUAUCUCGAACCUCAUCCAAGCCUCUCCAAAAAUGCUCGAGCAAUAUCUUGAAUGCGAAAGCACAAUAACACGACAUUUGCUCAAGCGCGACUUCGACGACAAAAUGAUUCAAGAUGCCAUGGGAAUCGUCUUAUUUCCAUCUCCCAGAGAGUCCCGGAGGUCUACACGCCUGGUCCACGCGCAUUUACACUCAUGGAAGUUACGUGAGCUUCCAAACCCUCUGGUAACCCGCGAUAUUUUUCUCAUGGAUCAACUCGACAAACUGCAUAGUCUUCUAAUGGUGUUUGUCGAAGACUACAUCACAAAGGCUACUGCGACCUUUCCACCCCGUGAAUAUAUCUGUCUCCCACAGCCUUCUCACAACCAGAGCUUUCUUAUCUUUAAAGGACAAAAAGUCACAAAAAGAUUCGAUUCAAUCCAAAUUGCAGAAGUUGAAAGAAAGCGCUUCUUGCGAGCGUUUUUACGCGUUGAGCUGCUGUCUCUGGUUCGAAGGGCUAUCAACUCCAGUUACUCGAAGACCUCUUCAAUCAAAAAGAUAAUCAAAAAACUCACAAGGAGAGAUGCAGAGGCACUUCGCUGCGCCUGGGCAUAUGUAUCCACACUAUAUGGCGCUAUCUUUGCCCACUGCGCUGAUGCUUGGCUGCCAGCAGCCGAUGAGCCUGCAGGAACUGGGCUUCUAUUUCCCGAUAGCCUCUUUAUAGACCCACAGGCGUAUGGAAAAGAUAUCGGUAUUGAAUUACCAUGGCGCUCAGACAUUGACUGCAUGGCUCGCUACGGUCUCUCCUUGAUCUUCGCGAUGAUCCGUUUUGCCAUAACAAGACCACAAGAUAAAAAAGCUCUUGAAACCUUUGUCAAGAAGCUUUGCCGCUUUGGAAAGGACAAUGCCUUGGCGAGAAUUCUUUUCUUCGACAGAAGCAUUUAUUUCGAAGACAUGUACGAUAUGGUCUACCUCCGUUUCCCAUAUAGAUCAGAUGUCAGACAGAAUCUUAAUUUGCCAAGACUAUGGUGGAAGUAUGAUUCCACGUUAUAUUGGUAUCAUGUCUACCUAAAAAUCAAGAUAUUUCAACAACGGGCAUGGGUAUUCUUCGAAGACGACUGCUACUACCCAAAAGACACUACUGCGGUGCCAGUCUUUCCAAGUAAAGAACACUUGGACUGCAUGGCACAAGACUUGGUUAAUAAGACUUUAUCUCUAGUUGGCCCUGGUCCUGUUUCAACAGCACAGUUGGAAAGGACAAGGAGAGAGUUUCGUCGAUCCCAAAAGUGGCAGGACAAAAUGAAGCCAAAGGAGGGAAACACUCCAGGGACUGAGUCUUCUUCGUCCCUUAUUUCUAUGGGAAAUCAUGAGAUAUCACUACCAGACAUUGAAAAUGGGGAGCAGUUACUGACUUGGAGUCCUAGGGGCGUUGUGCGAUGGGAUGUAUCAGAGGAGGCUUACGUGCUUAAUCUGACCUUAUGA